AUGUCUGAAGAAAGGAGCAAGAUCUCCUUACGGAGUGGUGGGAAGAGGAAGGGCCGGCCUACCAUCAGCGCUCCGAAGCAGAUCUCAGCGCCAAUUCCCAACGAUGGAGGACCAGUUGGAUUCCCACGAGGAGGAGGCGGUGGUGCAGGGAGGCCCAUGGUUGACUCGACUCCGGCCCCUCGUCCGAGGCCAGCCAUGCAGCCUGGAGGAAAAACCUCCGACCUGGUCAAGCGACGAUACUCGGCCAGGUUUAACGAGAUUCCGUCAGAGUUCGCUCCUCCCGUACCAGCCCUUCCGUCCUUUGACAAGUACGAAUCAUCUCGAGACCGGCGACAGGGCCCGCCGCCACCGCGAGGGGGUGUUGCUCCUACAGUUGACGUGAAAGCUUUGCGGGACCCAAAGCUGGUUGCCGACCAAUACGUGGCCAAUAUCUUGAGCGAUGCUACAGAAGAUGAGAUUCGAGAGUUUGAAGAGUCGCUGCGCAAGCUCAAGAGCCGAGCCUCGACCGAUCUCCAACAGAGCGUCUACCAGAAUCGCACCCAGUUUAUAAAGAUCAGCAAGGAGGCCGAAAAGCUCAAGGGCGAGAUGCGCGCCUUGAGGAACCUCAUGUCAGAACUGAAAACAAACACCACCGCUCUCCGGUCUGCAUCGUCCCAGACCAACUCGGACAAUCCGGACCUCGGCGCUGGCUUCUCUACGGGCCUCAGCAAGCGCGAUAAGCGCAGCUCUGUGGCUGACAGAACCGCGCUAUGGAACUCCCAGAUGCAAGCCCUGUACAAGAAUGUGGAGGGGUCGCAGAAGUUCCUGCCAAACGCUCUUGGGCGCCAUGUUGUCCAGAACGCAGGCCCCUGGAUCGAGCUCGACAGCGCUACCUACAGGUCUCGGCGCUCCAUGCAGAUCUUCUUGCUCAACGACCAUCUCCUCAUUGCGUCCCGCAAGAAGAGAAAGGUGGAAGGGCCAGGCGCCGAUGCUCGCGGUCCCAUGACCAAGCUUGUUGCCGACCGGUGCUGGCCUCUUCUCGAUAUCGAGGUGGUAGACAUGGCAGGCUCGAGCGAAUCGCACAGUGGGAGGAACAAGCUAGCCGAUGCCAUCAUGGUUCGUGGAGUCGGGCAGGAGACGGUCAUCUUCCGAACCGAGAAGCCAGAGGAUCCAGAAAAGGCAGCUUUGAUGCUUAACAUUCGCAAGGCUGUAGAGGAGCUCCGCAGGAACCUGCAGUCUGAGAUGGAGGCCAACAACAAGGCGAAGGAGACGAUUAACUAUUUUGCCUCUCGCGACCCUGGCCUCCUGCAGAAGACGGAUCUCUUGGAAACCCUGUCCGACAUCAAAGACAUGCUCAUCGAAGUGGACGGCAAGCAGCAGAAUCUCCGCUGGGUCGAGGGACAGAUGGAUGAGCUCGACAUUGACAUUGCGCUGCAGCGCUUUGACCCUUCGGUCGCAAGGGUGGAGAAGUUGAAGAGCCUGGCACGGGGUCUUAAGAACAACGCCGUUGCCCAGGACUUUAUCGAGUUCAAGGUGGAGGAGCGCUGCUCCAAGCUAGCCACGCUCAUCACCCGCGAGCUGGUUGAUACGCAUAACGAACAGCGCAAGGCGAUGCGGAAUGUCACUUGGCUGACCAGACUUGGGUUCGAGGACCGUGCUCGAGAGGCUUAUCUCGAGGCUCGUAGCCAUAUUAUCCAGAAGCGCACCAGGCAGUGCAUCUUUCAGGGCGACCUCCACCUGUACAUCUGGGAGCUCUCAUUCAUCUACUUCUCCAUCAUUCGCAACACGGUCAGCUGCUUCCAGAGCUGCUUCCCCCAGAGCAUGAUGAGCGCCUGCGUCAAGUGGGCCAAGGAGGAGGUCGACGCCUUCAACGUCAUCCUGGCCCGGCAGCUCAGCGGCACGGACCAGGGCGGCGAGGUAUGGACGCUGUGUAUGGAGCGCGCGAGGGAGCACGCGAGCAUGCUGUCGGAGGUCGGCAUUGACUUUAGAAACAUGGUUGGGCAGGACCUGGUCAAGCAGUCGCCGGCCUCUAGUCCUGUGGGCCUGGUGCAGAGCACUGACCAAGUUGAGGCACGCCACCAAAAACUCAACGUCAUUACCUGGGAAGCGACCGACCGACCAUCAGAACAAUCGACGACCCUGCGGCUGGUAAAGCAGGCCAGCCCACGAUACCCUAUCACACUAAUCCCGUCGCGAUAUCAACGUCGCGAUUCAAUCAUGGACACGAACAUGGAGGAUGUUGGCCGCGUGCCGACGGAGCUGUCCGGCCAGCCUGCCCUCGAGCCCGCGACCAUCCCCACCCUCGACGGAUGGAUCGAGAGCUUGAUGAGCUGCAAGCAGCUGGCGGAGACGGAUGUGCAGAGGCUGUGCGAGAAGGCCCGAGAAGUUCUUCAAGAGGAAUCCAACGUACAACCAGUCAAAUGCCCUGUGACUGUCUGUGGCGACAUUCACGGUCAGUUCCACGAUUUGAUGGAACUUUUCAAGAUUGGCGGCCCCAACCCCGAUACCAACUACCUCUUCAUGGGCGACUACGUCGAUCGAGGUUACUACUCUGUUGAGACAGUCACCCUGCUUGUGGCCCUCAAGAUCCGGUAUCCGCAACGGAUUACCAUCCUCCGCGGCAACCACGAGUCCCGCCAGAUCACACAGGUCUACGGCUUCUACGACGAGUGCCUGAGGAAGUACGGCAAUGCGAACGUCUGGAAGUACUUCACCGACCUGUUCGACUACCUUCCCCUCACCGCCCUUAUCGACAACCAGAUCUUCUGUCUGCACGGAGGACUGUCACCCAGCAUUGAUACCCUCGACAACAUUCGAGCCCUCGAUAGAAUCCAAGAAGUCCCUCACGAAGGACCGAUGUGCGACCUGCUCUGGUCUGACCCAGAUGAUAGGUGCGGAUGGGGCAUCUCACCCAGAGGUGCUGGUUACACCUUUGGCCAGGACAUUUCCGAGGCAUUCAAUCACAACAACGGUCUCACUCUGAUCGCGAGAGCCCACCAGCUUGUCAUGGAGGGAUACAACUGGUCGCAGGACCGCAACGUUGUCACCAUCUUCUCGGCACCGAACUACUGCUACCGCUGCGGUAACCAGGCCGCCAUCAUGGAGAUUGACGAGCAUCUCAAGUACACAUUCCUGCAGUUCGAUCCUUGCCCAAGGGCCGGGGAGCCGAUGGUUUCAAGACGCACUCCCGAUUACUUCCUGUAA
Thyridium curvatum is the source of this 3183-nucleotide messenger RNA. RefSeq lists its product as uncharacterized. Gene Ontology annotation, molecular function: protein serine/threonine phosphatase activity. The record is from RefSeq and is a predicted model, not a curated record. The transcript has 10 exons. Gene Ontology annotation, biological process: mitotic cell cycle; peptidyl-serine dephosphorylation. Bases 1 to 3183 code for a protein of 1060 amino acids. Lineage: Eukaryota; Fungi; Ascomycota; Sordariomycetes; Thyridiales; Thyridiaceae. Gene Ontology annotation, cellular component: cytosol.